Periophthalmus magnuspinnatus is the source of this 3082-nucleotide messenger RNA. RefSeq names its product adhesion G protein-coupled receptor E2. Gene Ontology annotation, molecular function: calcium ion binding; G protein-coupled receptor activity. Gene Ontology annotation, biological process: adenylate cyclase-activating G protein-coupled receptor signaling pathway; cell surface receptor signaling pathway. Gene Ontology annotation, cellular component: membrane. NCBI's taxonomy places the organism in Eukaryota, Metazoa, Chordata, Actinopteri, Gobiiformes, Gobiidae. The record is from RefSeq and is a predicted model, not a curated record. The transcript has 19 exons. Bases 182 to 2503 code for a protein of 773 amino acids.
UGGAAGUCUUUUCUCAAGAACUGACAGAAAUACACCCACUGCUCUUAUGUAACACAGGAGGGCAUUUACCCGGAAACAAAGAGUUACAACUAUUUAGAAAAAGCUGAGUGAGUACAGUUCUGCAAGUUUGAUGUGGCUGUGAAGACUUGAGCACAUCUGGGCUUGGGUUUAUCACUUCACUAUGGAGCGCACAUGCAGCCUCUUCAUACUCGUUCUGCUUAUCUGUGUCACGGGGGCGCACCGUGUAAAACCCUGCGAACAAGGAUAUGUACGCGCCAAUGGUAAAUGUAUAGAUGAGAAUGAAUGCAAGAAUGAAGAAUUUAGAGACUCAUGUGGCAAAAACGCCAUGUGCGUCAACACUAAUGGCAGCUUCCAUUGCCAGUGCGAGGAAGGAUACAAAUCAAAAUCUCCCACAUUCCUUGCUUCAUCGUCUGAAACAUGCUUAGCUAUCAAUGAGUGUGUACAAGACACAAACACAAACAUCUGUGGCCCAAAUGCUAACUGCCAACAGGAAAAACGACGUUACAUGUGUUUUUGUGAUCCUGGAUUUGUGUUAUCCAAUGGUAAAGAGGUGUUUCACAAAGAGGACAAUGUCUCAUGUAUAGACAGAAAUGAAUGUGAAGAGGAGGGCAUCUGUGGUAAAAAUGCAACUUGUAAGAAUGAAAAUGGAAGUUAUUCCUGUGUUUGUGAUCAAGGAUUUGUACCGAGCCUUUUCAAGAAAUGUGAAGACAUUUGUGUGAUCAAUAACACAAUCUGUGGGAACGGGACCUGCCACCACGGAGCCGGUGGCCAUAACUGCGCGUGCCACUUGGGGUUCUCCAACUACGGCGAUGUACAAGCACGCUGCACUGAAUUGAAGUGUGAAGUAUUUGAGGACAUGACCAGCCUGAAGGAGAACUUUGGCUCUGCUUAUAAACUUGUGGUGAAGCUGAAAGAGAAAUGUAAAGAGAUUUCAGAAAGUGAAGUCGCCCUCGUUUUGGAUGAAAAGGACAUGAUAGAGGAGCUGUUGUCCGUGAUCGACCAGCUUCUGUCCGGCAAGCCUUUCCGCAAUAACAGUAAAGUUUCCACCUUUUUGGACACGGUUGAGAGCUUUUUGAGGCUCAUCGGGCCUUUCAACACACCCCCAGGACUGAAGAAAUCCUCCAGCUACACAGAUUUGGAGCUGCAUCUGCACAAAGGAAGCAUCUUGCCCCAAGGAAGAGUGACAUUAUCAGUGCAGCAAGCCAAGCUGGAUAUCCAGAUGGAGACAGUUGCAGGGGAGCCUUCACAGUAUCCUGGUUUUGCCGCAGUGUCACUUAUAAGCUACAGGAAGUUAAACGAGUCAGCACACGGCUUUUUUGAAGGUGUGAAUAAACAAGACAGAAAAACAAUUGGACUGAACUCCAACAUAGUGACAGUCACUGUUAGUAACCCAGACACAAGUUCCCUAAACAAACCUGUCCUUAUUACACUAAAUCAUCUGCAACAGUUAAACAAAAAAUCCCAUUGUGUGUACUGGGAUUCUUCUAUGAACGGAGGGGCGUGGUCAACUCACGGGUGCAAAGUUAAAGAGUCCAACCCAAACUAUACAGUGUGCGAGUGUGACCAUCUGAGCAGUUUUGCAAUUCUAAUGGCCCUCUAUGAAGUGGAGGACAGAUUCGAGUUGCAGCUCAUCACUUGGAUUGGCCUGUCCCUGUCUCUGGUUUGCCUGUUCAUCUGCAUUUUGACAUUUGGGUUGAUUCGCUCCAUCCAGAGUCAAAGAACCAAAAUCCACCUGCACCUCAGUAUCAGCCUCUUCUUGGCCUUCGCCAUUUUCCUGAUUGGCAUAUCUCGCACCGAAAACAGGGUCGGCUGUGCAGUGGUAGCAGGUCUGCUUCAUUUCUUCUUCCUGGCUUCAUUUUGCUGGAUGUGUCUGGAGGGCAUACAGCUCUUCAGGAUGGUUGUGAUGGUCUUUAACACCUCCUUCAGAACAGUCUACCUGAUGGCAGCCGGCUAUGGAGUCCCGGCAGUAAUUGUGUCUAUCUCGGCCCUAGCUAAUGCCAAGGGAUACGGCACGGAGAGAUAUUGCUGGUUAAACCUGGAUUCCAUUUGGAGUUUUUUCGCGCCUGUCUGCAUCAUCAUUUUUGUCAACAUUAUCUUCUUCCUAGUCACUGUGUGGAAAUUAGCCCAGAAAUUUUCAAGUCUAAAUCCUGACCUUGACAACCUUCAAAAAAUAAAGACAUUCACCAUCACUGCAGUGGCUCAGCUGUGCAUUCUGGGAAUAAUGUGGAUCUUUGGCUGCUUCCAGUUUGAGAAAAGAACAAUUGCAAUGUCGUAUCUUUUUACCAUCUUUGCCAGUCUUCAAGGAGUUCUCCUAUUUAUUAUGCAUUGCUUGUGUUCUAAGCAGGUAAGAGAGGAGUACAAAAACAUAUUGGCUAGAUGUUGUGCACCACAGAAGAAAGCAUACUCCGAGUUUGGAUACACAAAUACCAACAAAGUACAGGGAACCAAAAGCACACAAGACACAGGAGAGUCCAAUAUGUGACAAGCAGAAUGACGACUGGAGAAAAGUAUACUAUUACUGUAACUUCAAAGACAAGGUCAUUGCAUUGCUAUAAAUAGUCCAAUUCCUGCCUUAACUUUUUUCCUUUUUGUUUGGCUCAAUAAAUUUCAUAUCAUUACAAAAUAGGAAAUACUAAAACAGCAAAGAAUACAAAAUGUUUCUAGAAUUAGUAGGAAUGAGCAGUGGAAAAGAAAAUAGCCCUUUGCUAAACACAUAUUUUGGUCCAGCAGUGUGUAAUAUUGUAAUUUAUUCUAGUAUCUUCUCUGUGCAGUCUCAUAGGUACUUCACUGCCAAGUUUAAUUAAAAUAGAUGUAUAAAUGAUAACUAAUAGUAUGUAUAGUAUACUAUAAUGGUAUAUACUAUACUUCAAAUGGAUGUAAAAUGUUUAUCAUAUGAGAUAUAUGAAUUGAAUGUAAAUUGGAUGCUUGAAUGUAAAUAUUUUGGCCUUAUUUGUACGUAACUGUUUGUAUUAUCAACAAGUUCUUAAUUUACAUAUUUUAACUUUGCACUUUACUGCAUGUCUCUGUAAAUGUUGUAAAUAAAAUGCAUUUCUUAGCCUAA